This is a messenger RNA of Westerdykella ornata, 2031 nucleotides long. RefSeq names its product DNA topoisomerase III. Bases 1 to 2031 code for a protein of 676 amino acids. The transcript is spliced from 5 exons. Gene Ontology annotation, molecular function: DNA topoisomerase type I (single strand cut, ATP-independent) activity; DNA binding. Lineage: Eukaryota; Fungi; Ascomycota; Dothideomycetes; Pleosporales; Sporormiaceae. Gene Ontology annotation, biological process: DNA topological change. Gene Ontology annotation, cellular component: nucleus. The record is from RefSeq and is a predicted model, not a curated record.
AUGGCCCGGAUUCUUUGCGUCGCAGAGAAACCCUCGAUAGCAAAAGCCGUUGCAAAUCAUCUGGCCGGACGAGCUCGAGCUGAAGACGUGCGAGGAAUCCAGUGGGUCAAGAACUACAAAUUUGACUAUGAUUUCCCACGGUGGGGACGAUCAUCCGUGACGUUUACUUGUGUUGCGGGCCAUAUAUUGCAGCAGGAUUUUGGCGAGAGGUACCGCGCAUGGAAGUCCUGUCAGCCGCAGGAGCUGUUUGAAGCUCCUAUCGAGAUCUACGUUGCACCUGAUAAGAAGCCGGUUGCCGCCAACAUCGAGGCUCAGGCAAGAUAUGCGAAUGUCCUCUUCAUCUGGACCGAUUGUGAUCGAGAAGGUGAGCAUAUCGGUACCGAGGUUCGAGACAUUGCCCUCAAGGUCAACCCACGGCUCGAGGUGUGCAGAGCGCGAUUCAGUAACAUCGAGAGAGCCCACAUUAUACAAGCUGCCAGCAGUCCGGUUCCCCUAGACGACAGGCAAGCACAGGCAGUCGCAGCCCGUAUCGAGCUCGACCUUCGUCUGGGGGCAGCCUUCACUCGCAUGCAGACCUUGGCUCUCCAGUCCCUGCUACCUCACCAAGGUGAGCCGAACAAGGUCAUUAGUUACGGGUCGUGCCAGUUUCCUACUUUGGGCUUCGUCGUUGAUCGAUAUCUGCGUGUACGAAACUUCGUCCCUGAGCCGUUUUGGUACAUCAAGGUGGCGCACGAGAAAGAUGACAUCACUGUCCGAUUUACGUGGAAACGAGGGCACCUGUUCGACAGGCUGGCAGUUGUCAUCAUCUUCGAGAAGUGCCUCAUCGCCAAAACGGCCAAGGUCACUAAGAUGCUAAAGAAGCCAACGAAGAAGUGGAAACCUCUUCCCCUGACGACAGUGGAGCUCCAGAAGAUGGGCAGCAGGUUCCUCAGAAUGACCAGUCAGGAGGUCAUGACAACAGCAGAGCUGCUGUAUCAGAAGGGUUGGAUAAGCUACCCUCGUACCGAAACCGACCAGUUCGACAAGGGCAUGGACCUGAAGAAGCUGGUGGAGAAGCAGCAGCAAGACAGCCGUUGGGGGCCAUUCGCACAGAACCUCGUGAAUGGAGGCUUCAGCCAACCGCGUGAUGGCAGGAACAACGACAAGGCGCAUCCGCCCAUCCACCCCGUCAACUAUGUUGCUCCGCAUGCACUUGACGACAAUCGCCAACGCAAAGUGUACGAGUUCGUCGUGCGGCGCUUCCUGGCAUGCUGUUCCGAGGACGCUGUUGGAGAGGCGACCGACGUGGAGAUUGACUAUGGAGGCGAAGUCUUCUCUGCGCAUGGGCUGACGGUGAUUGCACGCAACUACCUUGAUGUCUAUCCCUAUGACAAGUGGGAGAGCAGCCAGAACCUACCCGUGUAUACAGUGGGUGAGACAUUUGAGCCUACCGAGGCUAUGAUGCACGAUGGGAAAACGACGGCACCGGGCUACCUCACGGAACCGGAGCUCAUUGGACUCAUGGACGCCAACGGGAUCGGGACGGACGCAACCAUGGCGGAGCACAUUGCAAAGAUCAAGGAGCGCGAGUACGUGGUAGCCAGGCCCAAAGGAGGAGGUGCUGCAGGCGACGGAGGUGGCAGAGGGGGAGGAGGGCAAGGACGAGGAGGGGCAAGAGGAGGGCGUGGAGGGCGAGGUGGUGCAGCAACGGGUAACGAUGGAGGAGGAAGAGGGGGAGGCACGGGCGGGGUGCAAGAGUUCAUCCCGACGACGCUUGGUGUUGCGUUGAUUGAGGGAUAUGACAACGUGGGGAUCGAGACGAGCCUCAGCAAGCCGUUCCUACGCAAAGAGAUGGAGGUUCAGAUGAAGGCAAUCUGCGAGGGGCGUAGCACACGCAACGACGUGGUGCAGCAGAAUCUGGAGCAAUACAGAGCCGUGUUUGUGCGCACGACGCAGCAAAUCAAUGUGCUCAAAGCAGUGAGUACUGUGAUUCCCACACUGCGGGGCAGCCCUCAUCGCAUCGUGGUUGUCGAUCGCUCAGCGGUACUCUAA